UGAAUGACUUGCGUAUUAUAUUUAUAUAUUUGUUCUCUCUGUUCUUUACUAUUAUCAUGUGCUAUAAAUACUCCCAAUGUGCUUCAAAAACGAAAACAAACACAAGGGUCCGUAAUAUCAGCUAGAGAGACUUCGUAAAAGAUGGCGACUCAUUCCAAUGGAAGUUCUGAGUUUAACAUCCCCAAGAUAAGGUUUACGAAGCUGUUCAUCAAUGGAGAAUUUGUAGAUGCUGUUUCAGGGAAAACUUUUGAGACAAUAGAUCCAAGAACAGGUGAGGUGACAGCAAGGGUUGCUCAAGGAGAUAAGGAGGAUGUUGAUCUUGCGGUCAAGGCUGCUCGUCAAGCCUUUGAUUAUGGUCCAUGGCCACGUUUCAGUGGCUUUGAAAGAGGAAGGAUAAUGAUGAAAUUUGCGGACUUAAUAGAUGAAAACAUAGAAGAAUUAGCGGCAGUGGAUUGUAUUGAUGCUGGGAAAUUGUUCAGUAGGGGCAAGGCCGUGGAUAUUCCUCUCGGAGCCAACACUCUUCGUUACUACGCGGGAGCAGCCGAUAAAAUUCACGGAGAGACGUUGAAAAUGUCAGGCUCGUUUCAGGCAUAUACUUUGCUUGAACCCAUAGGUGUUGUAGGUCAUAUUGUCCCCUGGAAUUUCCCUACUUCCAUAUUUUUCAUGAAGGCUAGUCCCGCCUUAGCCGCUGGCUGUACCAUGGUCAUCAAACCAGCUGAACAAACGCCCCUUUCCGCUCUUUUUUAUGCCCAUCUUGCCAAGCUCGCUGGUAUACCUGAUGGUGUGAUCAAUGUUGUAAAUGGAUUUGGAACCACUGCUGGUGCUGCUAUUAGCUCACAUAUGGACAUUGAUAAAGUUAGUUUUACAGGGUCUACAGAAGUAGGACGUAAAGUGAUGCAGGCUGCAGCAGCAAGCAAUUUGAAAACAGUUUCACUUGAAUUAGGAGGCAAAUCGCCUCUCUUGAUUUUUGAUGAUGCUGAUGUAGAUAAAGCAGCCGAUCUUGCUCUUCUCGGUGUCGUGUACAACAAGGGAGAAAUUUGUGUGUCAAGUUCACGUGUCUAUGUUCAGGAAGGGAUUUAUGAUGAAUUGGUAAAAAAAUUGGUAGAGAAGGCCAAAGCUUGGGUAGUUGGGGACCCUUUUGAUCCUAAAGUUCGUCAAGGACCGCAGGUGGAUAAGAAGCAGUUCGAUAGAAUUCUUUCUUACAUUGAGCAUGGAAAAAGAGAAGGAGCCACUUUGCUAACAGGAGGUAAGCCUUGUGGCGAGAAGGGAUAUUAUAUUGAACCUACAAUUUUCACCGACGUUAAGGAGGAUAUGCUAAUUGCAAAAGAUGAAAUUUUUGGUCCUGUCAUGUCAUUAAUGAAAUUCAAGACGGUUGAUGAGGCAAUCAAGUGUGCCAACAAUACUAAAUAUGGGCUAGCAGCAGGCAUUGUAACCAAGAACAUAGAUGUGGCAAACACCGUCUCAAGAUCAAUUCGCGCUGGCAUUAUAUGGAUCAAUUGCUAUUUUGCUUUUGAUAAGGAUUGCCCUUAUGGAGGAUACAAGAUGAGUGGAUUUGGAAGGGAUUUGGGAUUGGAAGCUCUUCAUAAGUAUCUUCAAACCAAGUCUGUUGUAAUUCCCAUUUACAAUUCUCCUUGGCUCUGAACACACUUGGUUUUAAAAUGUUAAAAGAGUAAGUGUUGGCAAAUUACAUUAGCCAAUGAGUUUGCAGUGCCUAGGCUGCAAAUUUAUCUAAAUUAGGCGGAAUAAUCUGAGCCUACAAUGAAAGCUUGUGCUUUAUAUUCUCGUUCAAUAAUCUAAAUGCGUGCUCUUGAUUUCAUUCAUA
Molecule: messenger RNA, 1822 nt
Organism: Pistacia vera
Lineage: Eukaryota; Viridiplantae; Streptophyta; Magnoliopsida; Sapindales; Anacardiaceae
Product: aldehyde dehydrogenase family 2 member C4
Exons: 9
Coding region: 142-1641 (499 amino acids)
Molecular function (GO): aldehyde dehydrogenase (NAD+) activity
Source: RefSeq, a predicted model, not a curated record